CAGCGCACUCUUACUUCGUAACAUAGCUCGUCAACCCACCGCGAUCAGCGCUGCAUCCGUCGCGACCAGCCAGCCGCCAUUCAUCCACGCAUUUGGAGGGAAGCGUGAGGACCGGCCUAAAAGCGCAGCGUCAUAAUUGGUAUCACCGACACUUUGCGCGCAUGGACAAUCAGUAGACCGCGUCUGGGAGCUCCGCAGCGCAUACCAUCUCACUUCAGUUGCUUUCACUCCACGGCGCGCAACCUCGACUCGACACCAGCUCGCUUGCCCGUGCAUUCGGCGCAUUCCAACCAGCUCCGUUGCUCCUGAAACCACCCAUCGACCUCGACCCUUCUCCCACGACCGCGCAUCCGUCGCAAUGUUCUUCCUCCACGAGCUCGAGCGUACCAUUACGCUGCACCCGUCUUUCCUGGGCCCCAAUGUCCACGAGUACAUCGAAGACCGCCUGAAGCGCGAUGUGGAGGGAAUUCAGAUCGAAAAUUACUACAUCAUCUGUGUCAUGGACUCCCAGGACAAGUCGGAGGGUCGGGUGCUGCCCGGCACUGGGUUUAUAGAGUAUAAUGUGCACUUCAAAGCAAUCGUCUGGCGCCCUUUCAAGGGAGAGAUUCUGGACGGCGUCGUGAGUUCCGUUGUCGACUCUGGCUUCUUCGUCGAGGUCGGACCUCUCAACGUCUUUGUUGCUUCCAGUAUGAUCCCCAGCUCCAUCAAAUACGAUGGCAACGCUACGCCGCCCCAGUGGACCGACAAUGCGGAUCAGGUCAUUGAGAAGGGCACGCACAUUCGGUUGAAGGUCAAGGGUAUCCGUACCGAAUUGGGCAACAUGUACGCGAUCGCAACGAUCAAGGAGGAUUACCUUGGUCCUCUUGGUGGUUGAUCAAUUUGGCCAAAUGGGUGGCAGAGCGUGGCCGAGACCAACACCCCGGUGUUCUAGACGCAGUCAUUACGAUUGCAGCGUGAAGAGUUGACGAGCCUCUUGCGCAAGCAGGACUGAAAUACAUAAAUGUGGCUUAGAGGGGCAGGAGGGGGUGGAAUCUUCCUGCUCUUGGAGCUUCAAAACGACGAGGGGGAAGACAGAGACCUGAUCGGUCAAUGACACGAUAAGACGGCUCGCGAGCUAUGUGCGACUAGAUAUGGAGACGGAUACGGCGAGUAAGUCGUAGGGGGGCGCAAUAAUAAUCUGACUUGAAAGCAACUUGAGUCUUUGUGCCUGAAAGUAGCAUGACGUUUUUUCGAGAGUUUACCUCAAUAAGAAGUCCUCAAUAGAGCAUUUGCGUG
Aplosporella prunicola CBS 121167 is the source of this 1275-nucleotide messenger RNA. RefSeq lists its product as uncharacterized. Gene Ontology annotation, cellular component: P-body; RNA polymerase II, core complex. Gene Ontology annotation, molecular function: single-stranded DNA binding; single-stranded RNA binding; translation initiation factor binding. The transcript has 3 exons. The record is from RefSeq and is a predicted model, not a curated record. Lineage: Eukaryota; Fungi; Ascomycota; Dothideomycetes; Botryosphaeriales; Aplosporellaceae. Gene Ontology annotation, biological process: transcription initiation at RNA polymerase II promoter; DNA-templated transcription; positive regulation of nuclear-transcribed mRNA poly(A) tail shortening. Bases 359 to 874 code for a protein of 171 amino acids.